Messenger RNA from Suillus plorans, 1440 nucleotides. Its product is annotated as MFS general substrate transporter. The coding region runs from base 1 to 1440 and encodes 479 amino acids. Gene Ontology annotation, biological process: transmembrane transport. The record is from RefSeq and is a predicted model, not a curated record. NCBI's taxonomy places the organism in Eukaryota, Fungi, Basidiomycota, Agaricomycetes, Boletales, Suillaceae. The transcript has 7 exons. Gene Ontology annotation, molecular function: transmembrane transporter activity.
AUGGACACCUCCCAUUCUCGUAUAGCGAGCGAGACCACCCCUCUGAUCCCUGCAGAGGUCUCAAAGCCUAAAACUCCACUUCCAAAACUCCAGUUGGGCAUAGUUUUGACGAUACAAUUCGCGGAAGCCAUCGCUUCCACCUCUAUAUUCCCGUACAUCAACCAGCUUAUCAGAGAACUUGGGAUCACUAGGGGUGACGAUGCAGCUGUGGGGUAUUAUGCUGGAAUCAUUGAAUCUCUGUUUUUCGUCACACAAGCACUGACAGUACUGAGGUGGAGUAGGUUGUCUGAUCGCAUUGGGCGCAAGCCGGUGUUGGUAGUUGGACUCUCAGGUGCUUGCCUUUCGAUACUGUGUUUCGGUCUUUCAACGACCUUCUGGAGUCUUGUCAUUAGCCGCUGUGUGUGCGGUGUUCUAAAUGGCAACAUUGGAGUUAUGAAGACCAUGAUGGGAGAAUUGACGGACUCCACAAAUAUGGCUCAGGCAUUUUCCUUGAUCCCGAUCAUCUGGAGCCUUGGAAACUUUCUUGGGCAAGUGAACUGUCCUUUAAUGGGUGGAACGCUUGCGCGACCGCAAGAUCAUUGGCCCGUAUUAUUCGCCAAUUCAUUCUGGGGAAAUUACCCAUACUUUCUGCCUUGCGCAGUGGCAGCAUGUGUGCUCUUUGUGGCCCUUUUCACAAUGGUAUUCUUCUUAGAAGAAACAUUAUCAACAAAGCGUCGACCUAAGUUGUCAUCAGCCACGCUCGGCGAUUCAAGUGGUGAAUCACUGCCUCAACAAUCCAUGGCAAAUGUCUCAUUGCGAUCUCUACUCACACCUGCUGUUGUUGUUCCAAUUGCCAACUAUACCGUAUUUGCUUUCCUUGACAUUUCUCGUAGGGCUCUCGUGCCGCUGUUCUUUUCGACACCUACCUAUCUUGGUGGUCUUGGAUUCGAACCUUCAUCCAUUGGCUCGUGGCUAGCGUUGUUCGGGAUCAUGGAUGGUGUCCUUCAGGCAUUGCUCUUCGCCAAACUUGUCGAUCGACUUGGUCCAAAGCGUCUAUUCAGCGUGUCAGUAUCGUCCUACGCAUUGCUCAUGGUUGUGUUGCCGAUAAUGUCCUGGCUUGUACGCGCAAGGGGUGGAGUUGAUCAUGCAGUCACGUUUGCUUUACUUUGCCAACUAGUUUUGUCAGCCAUAUGUAGCAUGGGACUUGGGACUCUCUUGAUGUUUAUGAGAGCUUCUGCCCCUACGAAGAAUACGCUUGGCGCCAUCAAUGGGCUUGGCCAAACAUCCGCGUCGGUAGCUCGUGCCAUUGGGCCUGCCUUGGCGACUUCACUAUUUGCUGCAUCAAAGGAAUACAAUCUUCUCGGAGGAAACGCAGUAUUCGUCAUCUUGUUUAUGGUGGCUAUUGUGCAGAGCUGGUUGGGGUCGCAGCUGCCAGAUAAACUACAAGACAGGGAUGAAUGA